This is a messenger RNA of Cyphellophora europaea CBS 101466, 903 nucleotides long. RefSeq lists its product as uncharacterized. Bases 1 to 903 code for a protein of 300 amino acids. Gene Ontology annotation, biological process: dephosphorylation. The record is from RefSeq and is a predicted model, not a curated record. Lineage: Eukaryota; Fungi; Ascomycota; Eurotiomycetes; Chaetothyriales; Cyphellophoraceae. Gene Ontology annotation, molecular function: phosphoprotein phosphatase activity. The transcript is spliced from 2 exons.
AUGGGGGCUCUGAGACCCGCCGGAACGAGUUUCGAGAAGAUAUUGAACUUUCGAGAUGUUGGCCACUUCGUUGGUGACACUACCAUGACAGAUGCCGGACCGAAGCUACGGAGUGGUCGCCUAUAUCGAAGUGCGCGUCUCGACGACGCCUCGGCAACUGACAGAACAGCCCUUGUCAAUGAUACUGGCAUCAGGACGGUCAUUGACUUGAGGUCCAAGACAGAGCUCAUUAACGCGGCCAAGAAGCACUCUGACGCGGCAGCGUUGGCCCAGUCAGCAGUAAUACCUUCGUCCAACAGUCAGAUUGCACAGCCGUUGAAGAUCCCUGGACUACGGUACGAGGAAAUCAAUCUCAAUGGUAAAGGUUUCGAGCGAGCGCUGGUGUGGCAGCUCUCAUACAUCAGCCUCGCUCGGCUGACAUUCUUGAUGGCGCUUGGAUAUCGCACCGAGGGUAUCUCGGUGUUAGGGAAAGAGAUUAUGCAACCACGUGGCUUGAUAGGUUUAGGAACGGAUACUCUAGACCAUUCCGGGCCCGAGAUCAAACAAGUUUUUGAUGUACUGAGCGAUGAAAGUGCUUAUCCACUUCUUGUACACUGUACGCAAGGCAAGGACCGGACAGGCAUCACGGUGCUAUUGGUGCUACUGCUUUGCGGGGUUGAUCUGUCCGCAAUCACUGCCGAUUAUGUGAAAUCUGAGGCUGAGUUGGAACCUGAGAAAGAAGAGCGGAUGAAGGAGAUCUCCAGCAUUGGUCUGGACGAAACAUUCGCCCAGUGUCCAGCGAACUUCUGCUCCGACAUUAAGGAGUAUCUGAGUACCAAGUAUGGCGGUGUCAGCAACUAUCUUGAGAAGAUAGGCGUUGACAGCCAUCAGCAGGAGGCGGUGCGGCGUAUCAUGCUCGUAUGA